AACCAGCCAGUCGUCAUCGGAUCAUCCCGGGACCACUUUGGCCGGUUGGGAAACUUGAGAGUGAGGUUUUUUUUACUCUACAUAAUACUGUUCUGUUCGAAAUGGUCAGUUUGGAAAUUUGCGCCGUUUGUGGUAUUCCGGCCGGUCAACGGUGCGGUGGGUGCCAGCAGGUGUCCUACUGUGGCAAGGACCACCAACGGCAGCACUGGAAGGAGCUCCACCGGAAGGAAUGUCGGUGCUACCGGCUCACCACGAACGCAACGCUCGGUCGUCACUUGGUGGCAACCCGACCAAUCCGCAGCGGUGAGAUUAUCUUCCGCGAAGCGCCAACGGUUCUGGGCCCCAAAACUGCCAGCGUUCCGCUCUGUUUGGGCUGCCACCGCAAUUUGGAUCCAAUUACGACCGAUGCUGGCAAGAAGUACUACAACUGCCAGCACUGCGGCUGGCCCAUGUGCAGUCUGAGCUGCGAAACGAGCUGUUACCAUCGGGAAGAGUGCCAGCUAUUCGCUUCAAAAGGCUACCGACCACAAAUUCGCUUCGAUGCGCUCGCUCCCAGUAAAAAGCAUUCAGCGUAUUGUACGAUAGUUCCUCUGCGUGCCAUUUUGCUCAAGCGAAAGGACCCGGCGCGGUGGGCACAGCUGGCAACACUGGAAUCGCACGUCGAAACGCGACAAACCACGCCACUGUACGCCGCAGUCCGGUCCAAUCUGGUGCCGUUUGUCCGGGAGGUGCUCAACCUACGCAACGAAGUCAGUGUGGGACAGCUAAUGGAAAUUGCCGGGAUUUUUGAUACCAACAGCUACGAAAUAAGGAUCCCGGAACGUGGUAUCAAGAUACGGGCGUUGUACGAACUGGGCGCCAUGAUGGCGCACUGUUGCCAACCAAACACGAAGCACUUUUUUGACGACGAGCUCAAUCUGGUGAUGAUUGCGGCCGUGGACAUUCCCAAGGAGGAAACGAUUUCCAUUUCGUACGCCCAACCCCUGCAGGCCACCAUCCAGCGUCGAUUCACGAUCAAACAGGCAAAGUGCUUCGAGUGUGGUUGCCAUCGAUGCUCGGAUCCAACUGAGUUCCGCACCUACGCCGGUUCCAUCGUCUGUCCGCAGUGCAGCAAAUCCAUGGUGGUGGCCGUCAACCCCCUUGAUUUCCGAUCCGACUGGAGGUGUGAGGACAAAAAGUGCUCCUACCGUGAGUCCGCCCAGCAGUACAUCACCCGGAACGAGGCAUUCCGUGCAGAAAUAGGCCAACUGUCCUGUGGCGCCGGUCCAGACGGCUACGAAUGCCUUCUUGGCAGGUUUCAAUCAUCGGACGUGCUUCAUCCCUGGAAUACCAAUGUGCUGCAGGUGAAGUACGCACUCACCCAGCUGUACGGGGGAGGUGGCCCAGGUGGAAUCAAUCUUAAAGAUCUUUCCGAGAAGCAACUGCGACGAAAGGUGGAACUCUGCGUAGAUCUGCUGGAGGUGGCAAAUCAAUUAGAACCAGGAAUGAGUCCGUUUCGUACGAAACUACUACAGGACUUACAUGCUGCUCUCGAGGCGAUGAAGAGCAUUUCUGGAAACUCGUUCGACAGCGCACCAGCCAUUGUGGUUCAACAUCCGGGCGUUUCUCUGAAAACACACAAAUUCAACGGCCCAGAAGCUAACGCUAGAAAACAUGGAAAGUGCAAAACUACUAUCUCAUCUCAUUCAACCAUGAAGCAGCAGUUGGAAUUUGUCGAGCAGGAGCUUUCCAGAAUUAUGGCAUGUGAUCCAACCCUCCGGAAGUCAUCAAAGGAUCUGUACACAGGAUUGACCAAAAUCCAUAAUUAGAAACCAUAUUCUCCUUUUGCAAGUAAACCAUAGAGGCAUGCAGAGCAGUGAUACAUUUUGGAGCAGCUUAUUGAUUUGUCCCUUUUCCCGUCUAAUCUCGGUCCACAGCCAAUCAGUCGAAAAUCCAACCAAGUCGACCCAUCUUUAGGUCGAUGGAGCUAAACUUUCUCUUUUUGUUUGUUUUAUCAAUCGAUCAAUCUAUGUUAAAUACGAUUAUUAAAUUGGCAAGCCUCUUUAUUUACUUUUUCUGGGCUUUGUAUCCAAAACCACCAUUGACAGUCGUUUCUUACGCAAAAUUGUUUACAGCAGCAAAUUUUGAACUGCAAUUAGUAGUUUAUGCAAAAAGUUGCAGAAAGAGGAUUUUUUCAGCACGAGUCGUACAUUUAUCCAACGAGGAUCACCGAGUUGAAUAAAUACGACGAAUGCUGAAAAAAUCUAGUUUUGCCAUGAGUUCCAUACAACAUUUUUUGCAAUUCCAAAAAAACACACACUGAGUGAAAUUUU
Culex pipiens pallens (northern house mosquito) is the source of this 2312-nucleotide messenger RNA. RefSeq names its product SET domain-containing protein SmydA-8-like. NCBI's taxonomy places the organism in Eukaryota, Metazoa, Arthropoda, Insecta, Diptera, Culicidae. The transcript is spliced from 7 exons. Gene Ontology annotation, molecular function: protein binding. The record is from RefSeq and is a predicted model, not a curated record. Bases 102 to 1808 code for a protein of 568 amino acids.